Molecule: messenger RNA, 2135 nt
Organism: Balaenoptera ricei (Rice's whale)
Lineage: Eukaryota; Metazoa; Chordata; Mammalia; Artiodactyla; Balaenopteridae
Gene: ACADM
Product: acyl-CoA dehydrogenase medium chain
Exons: 12
Coding region: 122-1387 (421 amino acids)
Biological process (GO): fatty acid beta-oxidation; medium-chain fatty acid catabolic process
Cellular component (GO): mitochondrion
Molecular function (GO): medium-chain fatty acyl-CoA dehydrogenase activity; flavin adenine dinucleotide binding
Source: RefSeq, a predicted model, not a curated record
ACCCUGGAGGGUGGUCGGUGCCAGAACAUGGGCGGGGCAAGACGGGUCCAGCGUCCUGCGCGUCAGUGGUCUUGGCAUAAGCUGGUUGGUUAGAGACUGAGUAGCCGGACGGAGAGUCGACAUGGCUGCGCUGUUUAGGCGAAGCUGCGGGGUACUGAGAAGUCUUUCUCGCUUUGACUGGAGAUCACAACAUACGAAAGCUGUCCAACACCGUGAACCUGGAUCAGGAUUUAGUUUUGCGUUCACUGAACAGCAGAAAGAAUUUCAAGCUACUGCUCGUAAAUUUGCCAGGGAGGAAAUAAUCCCAGUUGCUGCGGAAUAUGAUAAGACUGGCGAGUAUCCUGUCCCACUAAUUAAAAGAGCCUGGGAACUUGGUUUAUUGAAUACACACAUUCCAGAAAGUUGUGGAGGUCUUGGACUUGGAACUUUUGAUAGCUGUCUAAUUACUGAAGAAAUGGCUUAUGGAUGUACAGGGGUUCAGACUGCUAUUGAAGGAAAUUCUCUGGGGCAAAUGCCUGUUAUUAUUGCUGGAAAUGAUCAACAACAAAAGAAAUAUUUGGGGAGACUGACUGAGGAGCCAAUGAUGUGUGCCUACUGUGUAACAGAACCUGGAGCAGGCUCUGAUGUAGCUGCUAUAAAGACCAAAGCAGAAAAAAAAGGAGAUGAGUAUAUUAUUAAUGGUCAGAAGAUGUGGAUAACCAAUGGAGGAAAAGCUAAUUGGUAUUUUUUAUUGGCUCGUUCUGAUCUGGAUCCUAAGGCUCCUGCUAGUAAAGCCUUUACUGGAUUUAUUGUGGAAGCAGACACCCCAGGAGUACAGGUUGGAAGAAAGGAAUUAAAUAUGGGCCAGCGAUGUUCAGAUACAAGAGGAAUUGUCUUUGAAGAUGUGAGAGUACCUAAGGAAAAUGUUUUAAUUGGUGAGGGAGCUGGUUUCAAAAUUGCAAUGGGAGCUUUUGAUAAAACCAGACCUCUAGUAGCAGCUGGUGCUGUGGGACUAGCACAAAGAGCUUUGGAUGAAGCUACCAAGUAUGCCCUGGAGAGGAAAACUUUUGGAAAGCUGCUUGUAGAGCACCAAGGAAUAUCAUUUUUGCUGGCUGACAUGGCAAUGAAAGUUGAACUAGCUAGAUUAAGUUACCAGAGAGCAGCUUGGGAGGUUGAUUCUGGUCGCCGAAAUACCUAUUUUGCCUCUAUUGCAAAGGCAUGGGCUGGAGAUAUUGCAAAUCAGGUAGCUACUGAUGCUGUUCAGAUUUUCGGAGGCAAUGGAUAUAAUACAGAAUAUCCUGUAGAAAAACUAAUGAGGGAUGCCAAGAUCUAUCAGAUUUAUGAAGGUACAGCACAAAUUCAAAGGAUUAUUAUAGCCCGUGAACACAUUGGCAGGUAUAAAAAUUAACCAGAUCACCAUGUUAGUAAUUGUUGAGUAAUUAGAACAUGAUCUACUACUUAAACUCCAGGAAAGAGAAGGGGCGGGCUUUAAGGUUUUUUCCAGUAAAAAUUUUAAAAUAAGUACUCUUAUACUAAACCUAUGCAACUGAUUCUAAUAGUAGUUUUCUAUUUUUGUUUAGCUUUAUGACUUGCCUUUUCUAUAAUAGAUUUGGUUUUAUUAAAAUUAUGUGUUGUCCUUUAGUUCCACUGUACCUGAAUCACAUUAACCUAGAAAGAUACAUUUGGCUUGUUGUUUUGACCUCUUGUAAUUAAAGUAACAGAAGUUUCUUGGAAUUUCAAUGUUUUUCCAAUGACAGGAAGGAGGGUUUAUAAAAGUAUUCAGAAUUUUCCAAAAUUUACAUUGAGAAAAUAUUCUAGGAUUUAAAUAACUUGCCAGUGACUUUGUAGACUUAGUGGUAUUUGUAUUAGAGGAGUUAAUUUUACUGCAAUUUGGAAAGCAUUUGUUUUCCAUUUUGUACAGUAAUAACCAAAAAUUCGAUGUUCAUAUUCUCCCUUUAUACAAUGACCAGAAGUUACUUGAAAAUCUUGUUUAAUUCCGAGCCCACAUUUCACUUGCCUUAUUUAAAAUAAGUCAAUAAAAUUUCCCUUAAAUUAUUUUUAUAUGACUCUAUUGGUCUCUGGUUAACCUUUGGUCUACUGUACAGUCUCAUUCCGUGCAUAUACAUUCUAAAAAUAAACUUAACUAAAAUUGUUCA